Molecule: messenger RNA, 1170 nt
Organism: Symbiodinium pilosum
Lineage: Eukaryota; Dinophyceae; Suessiales; Symbiodiniaceae
Source: the annotation of a GenBank genome assembly
AUGUCAAAAGACGAUGUGAUUCUGAGGAGUUUCAGUGUCCCCGCGAAGGCGUCCACAAUCAGCUUCACUCUGCCGGAAAGUUGGCGGCUGAUCGAAUGGCUGGGAUCUGGCGCAUAUGCAAAUGUCGCCGCCUUCCAGACUGAGACUGGCAGGGAAUACGCUGUGAAGAAGGUGGAACGAGUGUUUGACCAUCCAGUACUUGCGCUUAGAACACUCCGAGAGGUCAGGCUACUGGCCCAUUUGCAGCACCCCAACCUGCUGCACUUGCAUGAGCUGGUCCUGGAUGGACCGGAUUUCCAGGAUGCUUACCUUUGCUUGGAGAGGAUGGAUGGUGACUUGCAUGUGCUGAUCCAUGGGUCCAAAAAUUAUUUGAGUGACCACCAGGUCCAGUGUGUGCUUUACCAAAUGCUUCGAGGAUUGCUUUGCCUUCGCUGCGCGCAUGUGAUUCACCGAGACUUGAAGCCUGGCAACGUCUUGGUGCGGGCUGGGGGCCAGGUAAAGAUUGCAGACUUGGGCAUGGCUCGCGGGAUCGACUCGAAAGAGGACAGCCAUGACGAUAUGAUGCUCACGGAGUAUGUUGUAACACGACACUAUCGGGCACCCGAGGUAGUGUUGACCGCUUCCAUGUAUACGUACGCCGUCGACAUGUGGUCAGCAGGCUGCAUCCUCGGCGAGAUGCUCACACGAAGGUGCAUCUUUGAAGGAAAAGACUCCUUAGAUCAAGUCAGGAAGAUUCUUGGCACUUUGGGCUUCCAGGCUCCCGAGGACUUAGACUGGAUCCCAGACUCGAGCCCUGCCAAGAAGUUUGUAGAGAUGUGUAAUUCUAAAACAGCGCAAGCAAGUCAUGAGGGCCUACGGAACAUCGUCUCGCGCUCCGGUCAGCCAACCAAUGUUUUGGCAGCUGACAUGACGGUCCAAAUGCUACGCCUGGACCCAUACAGGCGCCUGACGGUGGAAGAUGCUUUGGAGCAUGGCUAUUUGUCAGCUUUCCAGGCUGUUGACGACCAGGAAGUUGCUGAUGCAAAAGCAGUGCCUGCCAUGGACUGGUCCUUCGACAAAGCGCUUUGCUUCGAUCACCAGACAGGGAAACCCAAGCCGUUUGAGGCAAGCGCCUUUCGGCGAGCCUUUCACGAGGCCCAAGGCCAACUGCAAGGCAAUGUUCCGAGGUAG